Arachis duranensis is the source of this 1730-nucleotide messenger RNA. Its product is annotated as probable polygalacturonase. Gene Ontology annotation, biological process: carbohydrate metabolic process. Gene Ontology annotation, molecular function: polygalacturonase activity. NCBI's taxonomy places the organism in Eukaryota, Viridiplantae, Streptophyta, Magnoliopsida, Fabales, Fabaceae. The record is from RefSeq and is a predicted model, not a curated record. The coding region runs from base 106 to 1554 and encodes 482 amino acids. The transcript has 6 exons.
CAUUGGUCAUAACACAACUUCCACUAUAAAUAAUACCUGACAUAAUAUCACUCUUCCAAAUACACCAUAAACAAAAUCCAAAUUAAAAAGGUCAUUUUUCUAAAGAUGAAGCUCUUGUGGAAACCUCACAUGAUGAAGGCAGUUUCUAGAGCAAUCUUUGCUCUAUUCUUUGUGGCAAUGCUAAGUUCAGGGAUUGGAGAGAGUAGAAAAUCCAAGAUUGUAACAACUUCAUUUGAGUACAAUGCAAUAAACUGCAGGGCACACACUGCAUCAUUGACGGAUUUUGGUGGUGUUGGUGAUGGAAAAACAUCAAACACAAAGGCAUUUCAAGCUGCAAUUAGUAAUCUGAGUCAGUACGGUUCGGACGGCGGUUCCGAGCUCUAUGUUCCGGCCGGCAAGUGGCUCACCGGAAGUUUUAGCCUCACCAGCCACUUCACACUCUAUCUUGACAAAGAUGCUGUUCUACUUGCUUCUCAGGAUAUGAGUGAGUGGCCAACCCUUUCGCCCCUCCCAUCAUACGGUAGAGGAAGAGAUGCACCAGCUGGAAGGUACCAAAGCUUCAUAUUUGGAACAAAUCUAACUGAUGUUAUCAUCACAGGGGAAAAUGGGACCAUUGAUGGGCAGGGUGCAUUUUGGUGGCAACAGUUCCACAGAAAGAAGUUGAAGUACACAAGGCCCUACCUCAUUGAACUUAUGUACUCUGAUAACAUUCAAAUCUCAACUCUAACUCUCCUUAAUUCCCCAUCAUGGAAUGUUCACCCUGUUUACAGCAGCAAUAUUAUUGUGCAAGGAAUCACCAUCAUUGCUCCUGUCUCAUCUCCAAACACAGAUGGCAUCAACCCAGAUUCCUGCACAAACAUAAGAAUUGAAGACUGCUACAUAGUUUCCGGGGAUGAUUGUGUUGCAGUCAAGAGUGGAUGGGACGAGUAUGGCAUAAAAUUCGGUUGGCCAACAAAACAACUAGCCAUCAGAAGACUAACAUGCAUAUCACCAUACAGCGCAACCAUCGCCUUAGGAAGUGAGAUGUCCGGCGGCAUUCAAGAUGUCAGAGCAGAGGACAUCACAGCAAUCCAAACAGAAUCAGGCGUAAGGAUCAAGACGGCGGUAGGAAGAGGAGGGUUUGUGAGGGACAUAUAUGUCAAACGGAUGAACCUUCACACUAUGAAAUGGGCAUUCAAGAUGACCGGCGACUACAAUUCGCAUGCCGAUAGCCAUUAUGAUCCCAAUGCAUUGCCUGAGAUCAAGGGGAUUAACUAUAGAGAUGUUGUUGCUGAGAAUGUUACCAUUGCUGCAAGGUUUGAAGGGAUAUCCAAUGACCCUUUUACUGGAAUUUGCAUUGCCAAUGUGACAAUAGGGUUGUCUGCAAAGGCCAAGAAACAACCUUGGACUUGUGCUGAUAUUGAAGGGAUGACAAGUGGGGUUACUCCUCCACCUUGUAGCUUGUUACCUGAUCAAGGUCCACAAAAAAUCUCAGCUUGUGAUUUUCCUCAGGAGCCUCUUCCUAUUGAUAGCUUGGAGCUUAAGAAAUGUGCUUCUACUGUGCUACUUUCCUAGUUUCAUGAGCUAUAUUUAUGGUUGGGGUGUAUUUAGCCUAUGUACCAUAUUUAUAUGUUUUGAGAGAAGUGUUUUUAUUGUCUUCUUUUUUCUUUUUUAAUCUUGAUAGCUUGGGGUUUAAGAUAUGAGAUCCUUGCAAUUAUAGUAAUGAAAAUGGAAAAUGGUUUUCUUUUCCC